This is a messenger RNA of Enhydra lutris kenyoni (northern sea otter), 4919 nucleotides long. Its product is annotated as F-box and leucine rich repeat protein 18. Gene Ontology annotation, molecular function: protein binding. The transcript has 5 exons. Gene Ontology annotation, cellular component: SCF ubiquitin ligase complex. Lineage: Eukaryota; Metazoa; Chordata; Mammalia; Carnivora; Mustelidae. Gene Ontology annotation, biological process: SCF-dependent proteasomal ubiquitin-dependent protein catabolic process. The coding region runs from base 16 to 2169 and encodes 717 amino acids. The record is from RefSeq and is a predicted model, not a curated record.
CCGCCCGCCUUCGACAUGGCCAGCUCCGGAGAGGACACAUCCAACGAUGACGACGUGCCCCCUGCGGCAGCCGCCAUGGCGGCGGGCUCCCACCUUCUCGGCUUCUCGGACGAGAUCCUGCUGCACAUCCUGAGCCACGUGCCCAGCACAGACCUGGUUCUGAAUGUUCGGCGCACCUGUCGGAAACUGGCGGCCCUGUGCUUGGACAAGAGCCUCACCCACACCGUGCUGCUGCAGAAGGACUAUGAGGCGAGUGAGGACAAGGUGAAGCAGCUGGUGAAGGAGAUCGGCCGGGAGAUCCAGCAGCUCGACAUGGCCGGCUGCUACUGGCUGUCGGGCGCCACCAUCGAGCAUGUGGCCCGCUGCCGCAGCCUGGUGAAGGUGAACCUCUCAGGCUGCCACCUGACCUCCCUGCGCCUCUCCAAGAUGCUCUCGGCCCUGCAGCAGCUGCGCUCCCUGGCCAUCGACGUGAGCCCCGGCUUCGACGCCGGCCAGCUGAGCGGUGAGUGCAAGGCCACGCUGAGCCGCGUGCGGGAGCUCAAGCAGACGCUGUACACGCCGUCCUAUGGCGUCGUGCCCUGCUGCACCAGCCUGGAGAAGCUGCUGCUCUACUUCGAGAUCCUGGACCGCACGCGCGAGGGUGCCGUCCUGUCGGGCCAGCUGAUGGUGGGCCAGAGCAACGUGCCGCACUACCAGAACCUACGUGUCUUCUACGCGCGCCUGGCGCCCGGCUACAUCAACCAGGAGGUGGUGCGGCUCUACCUGGCUGUGCUCAGCGACCGCACGCCUGAGAACCUGCACGCCUUCCUCAUCUCCGUGCCUGGCAGCUUCGCCGAGAGCGGGGCCACCAAGAACCUGCUGGACUCCAUGGCCCGCAACGUGGCGCUGGACGCCCUGCAGCUGCCCCGGUCCUGGCUCAACGGCUCGGCCCUGCUGCAGCACUUGAAGUUCAACAACCCCUUCUACUUCAGCUUCAGCCGCUGCGCCCUGUCCGGCGGCCACCUGAUCCAGCGCGUCAUCGACGGCGGGAAGGAGCUGCGCAGCCUGGCGAGCCUCAACCUCAGCGGCUGUGUCCACUGCCUGUCGCCGGACUCCCUGCUCCGCAAGGCGGAGGACGAUAUCGACAGCAGCAUCCUGGAGACGCUGGUGGCAUCCUGCCGCAACCUGCGCCACCUCAACCUCUCGGCCGCCCACCACCACAGCUCCGAGGGCCCGGGCCGCCACCUGUGCCAGCUGCUGGCCCGACUGCGCCACCUGCGCUCCCUGUCCCUGCCUGUCUGCUCCGUCGCCGACUCGGCGCCGCGGGCCGACCGCGCUCCCGCCCAGCCCGCCAUGCACGCCGUGCCCCGCGGCUUCGGCAAAAAGGUGCGCAUCGGCGUGCCGUCCGGCCCCGGCCCCUUCCCGGGCCAGGCGGGCCCCCAGCCAUCCUCCGUGUUCUGGUCCCUGCUGAAGAGCGUGCCCUUUCUGGAGCGCCUUGAGCUGAUCGGGUCCAACUUCUCCUCCGCCAUGCCGCGCAACGAGCCCGCCAUCCGCAACUCCCUCCCGCCCUGCAGCCGGGCGCAGAGCGUUGGGGACUCGGAGGUGGCCGCCAUCGGGCAGCUGGCCUUCCUGCGGCACCUGACGCUGGCGCAGCUGCCCAGCAUCCUGACGGGCUCCGGGCUGCUCAGCAUCGGCCUGCAGUGCCAGCAGCUGCAGUCCCUCUCGCUGGCCAACCUGGGCAUGAUGGGGAAGGUGGUCUACAUGUCCGCCCUGUCGGACAUGCUGAGACACUGCACGCGGCUGAAGGACCUCAGGCUGGAGCAGCCCUACUUCAGCGCAAACGCCCAGUUCUUCCAGGCGCUCAGCCAGUGCUCCGCGCUACAGCGCCUGUGCCUGGUGUCCCGCAGCGGCACACUCCAGCCCGAGGCCGUGCUGGCCUUCAUGGCCCGCUGCCUGCGUGUCGUCGUGUGCCACAUGUUCACUGGGGAGUCCCUGGCCACCUGCAAGAACCUGCAGCAGUCCCUGCUCCGGAGUUUCCAGGCCGAGCGGCCCGCGCUGAAUGUCGUCAUCUUCCCUCUGCUCCACGAGGGCCUGACCAAUGUCAUCCGGGACGUCCCCAUGGUGCACCUGGAUGAGAUCACCUUAUUUAAAAGCAGAGUGGCCGAGGAGCCCCCGAACCUGUGGUGGUGACAGGGACAGCUGGUGCCAGGCGAAGCUGCUUCCGGCAGCCGAGCCUCCCGCCUGCCGCUGUCGCCUCUGCCAGUCUCCUGGGCCAGGAAGCAGGACUGCCCUGACGGGCGUGUGACCUGGCUACCGCUGCUCACCGCCUGCCUGUGCUGGACUCCGGGGCCCGCCGGGUCCCAAGAGGAAGGAUGCCCCCUCUGCCCAGCCAUCCCGCAUACCUGUCGUCUCCCAGGGCCUCCCGAAGCUUCCUCUUGCUUUCUCUCGGCGCUCGGUGAAGCAUGGGUCUCAUCUGUGAGGAGGAUGAGGAGGAAGAGCCGGCUGUCAGGGUGACCUGCGGGGCCCGGCGUGGGUGUUCCUGAACUGAGACUCACAGCCGUCACGCAGCGCUGACUCCUCAGGGUCCCUGACCGGGUCCCCAGAGCAGCACAGGCCGCCAGUGCCGUCCCCCGCCGCUACUUCACCCUCCACAGGGUGUCCUGUGUUUCUGGCCACCUGCAUCAGGCUCUGAAGCGGUGGCCUUGUGGGGGUGACUGUGCGUGUGGGGGUGGAUGCGCUCCUGCGGUGACACAAGGGUACAGCUGGUGAUCGUGUGCCCAAGUGGCCCUUCCUUUGGGCCAACUGGGAGCACGACGCAGUGGGAAGCUUCAGAUUUGGGGCUCUCCUUCCCAGAAAGACACAUUUUAACCCAAUUGUGUGUCCACCAGGUCUCCAGCCAGAUGGAGUCAGACAAGUUCCGGGCCGCUGGCUGGGCAGGGUCCCCUGUGGGGCUGGGACCAUGGGGCGAGGCCUGGGGCAGGCCUGUUGCCCAGCCAGCACAGCACUCAGCUUUAGGACCCGCUCUCCGUGAAGAUCUGUGUUUCUGGGGAACUACAUAUCUGGCUUCAUUCAAGACACUUGAAAUAUUAAAACUUAGAAAGGACAUUUAAAGCCAGAGUAGUGAUCCAACUACCCCAUUUUCUAGAGCUUUAUUUAGCACUUUAAAAAUUUCAGUGCAGCUAAUGCAAAUUUGGGGAGUGACCUCCCAGUGUCCGAGGCCUCUUUCCCUGUGCUGAGCCCGCUGCCUUCUCUACCACACGACUCUGCCCAGCGCUGGUGGCUCCUCGGCCCGUGGCUUCCGAGGGGCUGCGAUCGGGUUCCUUCCACCCCAGCUCCAGGCCUGAUUGCUCUCGGUGAUGCUCCUGGAGCCCUGCGGGGGACGCUGGGCACUGUUUGCGGCUUCCAGCCAGGGGCACGUCAGUGCUGCAGAGGCUGCCUCCCCGGGAUCCCCAGCCUCCGUCUCCCUCUGGGUUGGGGUGCAGGGCUCAGUGGGCCCUGCUCACGCUGCUGGUGCCCUUCUUGGCUGCCAUCUCUUCUGGGGCCCCCAGCCCGGCCAUCUUCCCACUUUGUGUCUGUGGUGACUGUCCCCCUCCCCCCAUUCCAUGUAGCGUGUCCUGCAGCUUACCUACUAAAAGAACAAGUCUGUGGCCCUGGGGCUUUUCACUUGCCUUUCCUUCCCUGGGUUCUUGAGGGACGGAUAGUUCAGCAGCCCCAACUCUGCGGGGCUGAGGGGGCCCAGGAAGCCAGACAGAGCUGCAGGAAUCAAGCAGUCCCGGGGUCAGGGCCCUGGGAGGAGCAGUCUGUCUGGCCGUCACUGCCCAUCCCGGGGGCUCUGCUCUGCCCUCCCGUCCCUCCUCUUGUCUGAAUGGACGGGGGUCUAUACAGGUGGCGUGGGGUGAGUCUCCCCGCUCCUCACCCUGGUUUUCAUGCCUUCUCCCUGCCCCAGGCUGUGGCCGGCUCUUCUUUGCAGCCUGAACAGAGGGACCGGUCUGCACGUCGCCCGCAGGUGAAUGCCUAUGGGCUUCACCUUGGAGGUCCUGAUGUGGUCUGAGAGCCCUGCCUGGCCUUGGAGGCUGACGGACGGGGUGCCCUGGGCCCCAAAGAGACGGGGCUGAGGUUCCUGUAGGGUCCCAUGGCUGUAGAUGAGGGUGUGAGAAUUGGUGGGCGUACCUCCCCUCCCCAGUUUUGAGCUAUUUCAUGUGGUGCCCAGGGACCCCCCCCGCCCCCCAGGCAGGAAGGGCCUGGUAUGGGGGCUGACCGCUUCUGACCCUCAGAGCAAGCGUGUGGCUGGUGGCAGCCUGACCGGCACGGCUGAGGUGCACAGGGCCCUAGGUGGCUCUGGGUGUCCUUCUCUCCUCCAGAGCAGCCCGGGCUCCGGCUGGAGAGUGAGCUUUCCCCCAGGCUGCGAUGGUGUGUUCAUGCACUCGCCUGGGCAGCCUGUUUGCACGAGCGAGCGGGCUUAACCAGCAGCAUCACCGUUGCCGCCAAACAGGGCUGGGAGGGGCCGCUCACCGAGGCUGAGCCGGCGGGGUGGGGGGCGGUGUUGUGCAGAGCCGCCCCCGCCCAGCAGACCUUGUAUUCUUAGCGUCCCCGUCCGGCUCCUAGAGCAAGAGCUGCCGCCACUCCUGGCCCGAGACGGGACUGCGCAGAUGUUAACACUGCGCUGUUUGUCGCUGAGUGCUGUUUUGGCAGUGGUGUUAAUUGCAAUUUAUAUUCUGCAGCUUUUUAUGCGGGGAAAAGAACCCACCCUAAUGGUCCCCAGUUGGCAGAACUGGGCUGUUAAGUGCGGACCAUAUGCUGCCUGCCGAGAGGGGCCUGGUCAGCACUGCUGGCUGCGCGUGCGCGUACAUCCACGUGCACACGCGUGUGAGUGUGGUCUGCUUCAUGCACGUGCACGGUGUGCGUGCGCGUGCACGUUUCCACACAUGAUUGCAUGUGUG